AUCUCGCGGCUUGGGGCGAGUUCGCUGCUGCCAGCGGAAGGGUUAGCAUCGCCCUGCGUGCUCUCUCUUUUUUAUCUCGAGUUGCACGCGGUGGACUGACUUCCGCCUCCCCCACGAACCAAACUGGUGCCUCUGCUGCCUGGAGGUGGUGUCCUGCGCGCGCCUCUCGUAGUGUCUUUCCAGCCAACCCCACGCCCUGCACCUCCCUCUGAAGGGACGCACCAGCGGCGGGAGCCUCAAGAAAACUUCAGUCCUUCGUAAAAUGGAGGGAGCGGUUAUCCUUUAGUUAGCUGCGGGGGGCGGUAUGGCGUCCGGACUGCGAGCUGUGGUGGGCGUGGGCGCAGUGGGCGGUCUACUAGUGGUGCUGCUGUGGUCAGAACAACAAGCUAGUACCAGGAUGCCCGCCCAAGCCCGCGGCCGAGGAGACAUCGGGGACGAGGACGCGGGAUUCAGAGAACAACAACAACAACAGCAACAACAACAACAACUGCACCGCCGCCAUUUUGGGAACGCUAUAGCAUCACUAAGAUCAUCUGCUGUUCACGUAGCUGCACCGCCGCCGCCACCACCACCUCCACAACCAUCUGUUCUUAGUGAUACUGAUGCUGUCCACCCGGAGUCCCGCAUGGUGUCCGAGGGUCUUCCUCGCUCCUCCUCUCGCACCAUCAUAUAUGUGAUCACACCAACCUACCGCCGACCCGAGCAGGUGGCAGAGUUAACACGACUGUCGCAGACACUGAUGCUGGUGCCGGACCUUCACUGGCUGGUGGUGGAAGAUGCCGUGUCGCCAACCAGAAGGGUCCUCUCUUUCCUGGACUCCUGCAGCGUCCCGCACACCUAUCUUCUUGGCACGGCGUCACGACGAUACAAAGGUGCCAACAAGCCUCGUGGUGUGAGCAACAGAAACGCAGGACUGAAGUGGGUGAAGGUACAUGCCAAGGAUGGUGUCAUCUACUUUGCUGACGAUGACAACACCUACGACUACCGUAUCUUUGAUGAGAUCCGCAUGACGAGGCAAGUGUCCAUGUUUCCAGUGGGGCUGGUGACGCGGCUCGGGGUGUCCACACCCAUCGUGUCCAGUGGCAAGCUCGUGGGCUUUUAUGAUGGUUGGAUCGCUGGCCGGAGGUUUCCCGUUGACAUGGCGGGAUUUGCUGUCAAUGUCCAGUUCUACCUCCAGAGGAAGGCGCCGCUGAUGCCGUACAGCGUGGGCUUCGAGGAAGAUGGCUUCCUCAAGGCUCUCAGGAUCAAGCCAGAGGAGAUUGAACCACUCGCCGAGAACUGUACUAAGAUCCUGGUUUGGCACACACGAACCGUCAAGACGCAGCCCGCUGUUAAGAUGCCAGACACUGACAAAGUCACCAAGACCAACCUCCACCACCUCAAAUCUCAAAUAGUCUUCCCUAGCGGGCUCUCCUAGUCGAUUGGUGUUACCCAGAUUGCGAAAACAAGAACCAUUGUCACUUACUUAUUUUUUUACGUGAGAUGUGUCAUCGGUCUGCCUUUACUUCCAACGACACAACGUAUUUUUUAUGGACAGUUUGACUGAUAAAUGGAUUGAUUUUUCUUCCCCCCUUUAUCCUAAUGUCCUCUUCCUUCCUUUGUGGUUGUUGGUUGAAAAUGCACAUCUGACCAUUUAUUGGGUGCUGGUGGAGGACGUGACGUGACUCCUGCAGCUACCACUCCCGACGGCCUACUGGCUCGUCAGUCGUCACUUCACUCUCAUGUCUAUUUUUCUUAUGUAUUCACGUGGCAGCUCUUAUUUAAAUACCCACGAAGAGAGAGAGAGAGAGAGAGAGAGAGAGAGAGAGAGAGAGAGAGAGAGAGUGUGUGUGUAUGUGUGUUUAGGAUCAUGUGCAAGUCUCAUAAUCGCUCCUGGUACACCUCCCGAUCAGUGGGUCAGCUGUGGCCUUUAAUGCGUUACAUCUACCCUAGUUGAGGAGAAAUGUCUGUUCUCCCAUCAGUAAACACCUCCACAUCAGAGCACUGUGUGAGCCUCUGUCUGCCAAGUAAGAGGUGAGGGAGGACCUUAUCAUUUAACUGUGAAUAGACUGGCAGAACUACCGGCCAGUGAGUGUGUGUGUAGUAGUAGUAGUAGUAGUAGUAGUAGUAGUAGUAGUGUGUGUGUGUGUGUGUGUGUGUGUGUGUGUGUGUGUGUGUGUGUGUGUGUGUGUGUGUGUGUGUGUGUGUGUGUGUGUGUGUGUGCGUGUGUGUGUUAGAGGGCAGGUUUAUAUCAAGGGAAUAUUUCUUACUUAUCCUCCGCCUUACACUGUGUAGCGAAACUGUAGGAAUUCAUAUUUAUAAUACACGUGAUGCUAAUAAACGUGAAAAACGUGUUCAC
Messenger RNA from Portunus trituberculatus (swimming crab), 2338 nucleotides. RefSeq names its product galactosylgalactosylxylosylprotein 3-beta-glucuronosyltransferase P-like. Gene Ontology annotation, molecular function: galactosylgalactosylxylosylprotein 3-beta-glucuronosyltransferase activity. The record is from RefSeq and is a predicted model, not a curated record. Gene Ontology annotation, biological process: carbohydrate metabolic process; chondroitin sulfate proteoglycan biosynthetic process. Lineage: Eukaryota; Metazoa; Arthropoda; Malacostraca; Decapoda; Portunidae. Bases 305 to 1417 code for a protein of 370 amino acids. The transcript has 8 exons. Gene Ontology annotation, cellular component: Golgi membrane.